Symbiodinium natans is the source of this 666-nucleotide messenger RNA. NCBI's taxonomy places the organism in Eukaryota, Dinophyceae, Suessiales, Symbiodiniaceae. The record is from the annotation of a GenBank genome assembly.
AUGGGAGAUGAGGAGGAACGGCAACCCCCUGGCGUGUACACGCUGGUGACAGCAGACGGCGAGCAGAAGACGUCAAUUGGCUUCACAGGCAAAGCCACAGCAAACUAUGCAAAUGGAGACAUCUACGAAGGUUUGUUUGAGAACGGGGUGAGACAAGGCCAAGGCGUGUACACGUACUUGAAGGGAGACGUUUUUUCCGGAACCUUCGACAACAACCAGAAAACUGGUUUGGGAAGAAUCGUGUACAAGAAAGGAGGCUACUACCACGGCCACUUCAAAGACGGGAAGCGCGAGGGCGAGGGCACCCUGCAGUAUGCAAAUGGUGACAUCUACUCUGGCUACUGGAAGGAUGGCAAGAAGCAUGGAUCCGGAACGUACGUCUUCAACAAGACCAAGUAUGAGUACAAGGGUGACUGGAAGGAUGGGCAGAUCACGACAGGAACGUGGACGCUCACCGAUGGCACCCAGUACCAGGGAGGCUUCCAGAGCCAGAAGCCAUGUGGCGAUGCCACCUGGAAAACUCGUCAAGGUACCACUGUCGAGGGAUCCUACGUGCAACAGGUUGUGCCAUUGGACUCAGCACCGCCAGCCAAGCCUGGCGAAGCUCCGGCUGUGGCCACGCGAUGUUUCUGGACGACUGCGGCCUUGGUGGCUGCAGAAAACUGA